Salvelinus namaycush (lake trout) is the source of this 3908-nucleotide messenger RNA. Its product is annotated as inositol polyphosphate-4-phosphatase type I A-like. NCBI's taxonomy places the organism in Eukaryota, Metazoa, Chordata, Actinopteri, Salmoniformes, Salmonidae. Gene Ontology annotation, molecular function: phosphatidylinositol-3,4-bisphosphate 4-phosphatase activity. The record is from RefSeq and is a predicted model, not a curated record. The transcript has 23 exons. Gene Ontology annotation, cellular component: cytoplasm. Bases 229 to 3210 code for a protein of 993 amino acids.
GCGAGGCGAGAUCACACUGCGGAGUUAACAGACAGGCUGGAAACAAAUGUAACAAGCGAGCGUCAACACCAACGGCUGUCUCUUUCCCACCAAAUGAAUUGUCAUCAAACGUCGUAGAAAGCUCGUAGAGGAAGGCCCAGGCGGGGCCCUGGAGUGGCUCAGUACAAGGGUGUGUGUUCUCACUACCACCACCCGCGCCUCUCCUCCCCCCUGGAGAAGACCAGCAGGAUGUCGGAGGCUAGAGAGCGUAGCCCCCGCCACCAGAGACCCUGGUCAGUGUACCGGGCCAACACCUUUGACCUCUCCUCUGAGAUGAUCGGCCUGGCGCUCGCAGGAAACAGCCAGGAUCCAGAUGAGCCUGUUCUAGAGUUCAGUGUGGCCUGUAAUGAGUUGGUGACCCCAGCUCUGGAGCGGAAACCCAACAGCUUUGUGGCAGUGAGCUGCACCACCCCUCCCCAGGCCUUCUGGACCAAACACACCCAGACUGAGAUCAUCGAGGGCACCAAUAACCCUAUAUUCCUGAGCAGCAUAGCCUUCUUCCAGGACUCUCUGAUCAACCAGCAGACGCAGGUCAAGCUGUCUGUGUACGACGUCAAGGACCGCUCUCAGGGCACGAUGUAUUUAUUGGGCUCAGCUCUGUUUCCUGUGAAGGAGUUGCUGCAGGAGAAGAACCACAGGUUAAACCUGACCCUGAGAUCUGCAGAGAACAAGCACGUGGGGAACAUCACCAUCAUUGCCUGGCAGAUAGAGGAGAAGAGGGACCAGAGGACUCUGCCUGUUGCCAGGUUACCAGACACCAUCAACGGCAGGACCGUGCUUCCGGUGGAUGAGAGCCUGACAGAAUCCAUGGGCGUCAGAGCCAAAUAUGCAUCUUUAUGCAAAGACACCCUGCUGACAUCAGUGUUUGGAGGCACCAUGUCCAGAAUGUACCGUUUCCCCACCACGGACGGUCACCAUCUGCGGGUGCUAGAACAGAUGGCUGAAAGUGUGUUGUCUCUCAACAUCCCCAGACAGUAUGUCAAACUACUGCUGGAGGAGGACGCUGUCAGGGUUUGUGAGCUGGAGGAGCUGGGGGAGUUGUCACCAUGCUGGGAGAACCUACGACGACAGAUAGUCACUCAGUACCAGACCAUCAUCCUCGCCUACCAGGAGACUCUCUCUGACCUCACCAACUACAAGGGUCCGUCGUUCAAGGCCAGUAACCUGAAGGCAGAGAGGAAGCUGGAGUUCAUACCCACCAACCUUCAUGUCCAGAGGAUGAGGGUGCAGGAUGAGUCUGGCUUUGACCACACGUAUGACGUGGUGACUAUCGGGGCUCCCGCCGCCCACUGCCAGGGCUUCAAGAACAGCGGCCUGCGCAAGCAAAUCACCAAGUUCGAGGAGGCCAAGAAACACAGUGCCCUGUCCAGCUGUCAGUCUAUAGUGUACAUCCCCCAGGACAUUGUCCGGGCCAAGGAGAUCAUCUCCCACAUCAACACCCUGAAGACCCAGGUCAGCUACUAUGCUGAGAGACUGUCCCGCGCCGCCAAGGACCGCUCUGCCAACGGUCUGGAGAGGACCCUCGCCAUCCUGGCUGAUAAGACUCGCCAGCUGGUGACGGAGUGCGACUGCAAACUGCUGGCCUCGGCCAUCCAGGCACUGAACGCGGCACGCCCCGAGUUUAUUGCCUCCAAGGCGUCACCCUCCGCCGACGCCACCGAUCAAGUAGUCCUGCGCAACGACCGGGACACGCUGCUGGCCAAGUGGAGCGGAUGCAACAGCCGCUCCUCGCUGCACGUCGACUGGCACGAGGAGGAGUGGGAGAAGGUGUGGGUAAAUGUAGACAAGAGUCUGGAGUGUAUCAUCCAGCGGGUGGACAAACUCCUUCAGAAGGACCGUCUGCCUGGCGACAGCAGCCAGGGGGACACUACCCCAGACCACCAGCAGGGCGGCAGUAGUAAAAAAGGUAACCAGAGUACCAGGGCGUUCUGGAUCAACCCCGACUGCAUGACCCAGGAGGAGCCUUCAUCAUCAUCAUCAUCAUCAUCACUACCUUCCUCAUCAUCCUCCCUCCUGCCUGCUCUCACCCUGAAUCUGACUCAUGCAUGCCCACCCAGCCCUGACAAAAACCCAUAUGGCAGCCCCAGUGGCGAGGAGGAUUUCCCAGGGGAGUGGAGCGAGGCGCUGUACCCUCUCCUCACCACGCUGACAGAGUGUGUGGCUAUGAUGAGUGACAAGGCGAAGAGCUCCAUGGUGUUCCUGUUGAUGCAGGACAGUGCUCCUACCAUCGCCAUGGACCUCUCCCUGCAAUACAGACGAGACGUGGUCUUCUGCCAGACGCUCACUGCCCUCAUCUGUGGCUUCAUCAUCAAGCUGAGGAACUGUCUCCGUGACGAUGGCUUCCUCAGGCAGCUCUACACCAUCGGCCUGCUGGCCCAGUUUGAGUCUCUGCUCAGCACCUACGGCGAGGAGCUGUCCAUGUUGGAGGACAUGUCGGUAGGCAUCAUGGACCUACGGAACGUUACCUUCAAGGUGACCCAGGCAACCUCCAGCUCCUCCCCCGACAUGCUGCCGGUCAUCACUGGCAACCGGGACGGCUUCAACGUCCGCAUCCCGUUGCCGGAGACCAUGUUUGACGCGUUGCCGCGGGAGAUCCAGAACGGCAUGCUGCUGCGCGUCCAGCCGGUGCUCUUCAACGUGGGAAUCAACGAACAGCAGACGCUGGCAGAGAAGUUUGGAGACACGUCUCUGCAGGAGAUCAUUAACCUAGAGAGUCUGGCCAGACUCAACUCCUACUAUCAACAGUUCAAGGAGGUCUUACCUGAGGACUGCCUGCCCAGGUCCCGUUCCCAGACGUGUCUACCAGAGCUGCUGAGGUUCCUGGGACAGAACGUCCACGCCAGGAAGAACAAGAAUGUAGACAUCCUGUGGCAGGCAGCAGAGAUCUGUCGUCGUCUGAACGGUGUGCGUUUCACCAGCUGUAAGAGUGCUAAGGACCGCACGGCCAUGUCUGUCACCCUGGAGCAGUGUCUGAUCCUACAGCACGAACAUGGCAUGGCCCCACAGGUCUUCUCCCAGGCCCUCGACUGCAUGCGCAGUGAGGGCUGCAGACGGGAGAAUACCAUGAAGAACGUGGGAUGUCGCAAGUAUGCUUUUAACUGUCUGCAGCUCAAGGCCUUCCCCAAACAUUACAGGCCCCCCGACGGAACGUUUGGGAAGGUUGAGACUUGAUUUGGAUCAUAAUAUAUUCUAUUGUAAUAGGGACAGCAACAACAAUGGCAGCAUAAAAAAAAAAUGAAUCAAUGGUUAGAUGGUCUUCAACCUACUGUAGCUGCAGAAGUCCUGUGGUAAAUACCUGUGCACUGAAUCGAUGCAUAUUUUCCAUUUCGAAGACAAAUAUCAAAAACCGUGGAAUGGGGAAAAUGCCAAACCACUACUAGUUGAGAAACGAUAUAUAGAAUUUAUUCAGACCUCACAUGCAUACCUUUCUAGAUUGUUCUGAAGUUGUAGAUAAGUCAGGUGGGACUAGUAACAACACUGUCUGGUUACAUCACGUUUUUAGGGUAGUCAAGAUACAGCAAGGAGGUCGUUUUCCUGAAAAGACGGUCACUGAUUCUUUACCACUAUACACAGUGAUGACUUUUAGUUCUUUUCAGAGCCUCAGGCAAUCUAUAGGUCACCAAACGUUCAUACUGGGACGAUGCUACUUCAUGCUGACUAUGUUGAAAGUUGUCUCUCAACCCAUAGUUAACAUGUAAACUGGGAUUCGUACAUUUGGUUGGCGUCAUUGGCCAGAGCCUAUGCAUUUCAGAGUCCUUAUUUAGGGAGUGUUUUACGUAUGGACUACAUUACAUUUUACAUUUUAGUCAUUUAGCAGACGCUCUUAUCCAGAGCGACUUACAGUAGAGUGCAUACAUUUUAUUACAUUU